This is a messenger RNA of Rhinocladiella mackenziei CBS 650.93, 2322 nucleotides long. RefSeq lists its product as uncharacterized. Bases 1 to 2322 code for a protein of 773 amino acids. NCBI's taxonomy places the organism in Eukaryota, Fungi, Ascomycota, Eurotiomycetes, Chaetothyriales, Herpotrichiellaceae. Gene Ontology annotation, biological process: transcription by RNA polymerase III. Gene Ontology annotation, molecular function: protein binding. The transcript has a single exon. The record is from RefSeq and is a predicted model, not a curated record. Gene Ontology annotation, cellular component: transcription factor TFIIIC complex.
AUGGCCGAAUCUACUCGUCGUUCCGGCAGACAGCGCAGGGUCAAUCCAAAAUAUGCACAUGAUGGAUGGGAUAAAGAGACUCUACGAAUUCUACGCGCAUCUUCAGAAUCAUCUGGCUCGAGCCCUGACGAAUCUUCACAGUCGGGAGAUCUACAAGAGGACGAUGACUUUAUUACUGCUCAGGCCGACGCAGCUCCUGAUAUUUCGUCUCAGGGCGAGACAGCUUCUGCCUUUUUGACCCAGUCUUCAGAUGUCGACACGCACGAUGAGGAGGAAGAUGACCAAAUACGCGUUUCCUCAGAUGAAAAUAUUCCUGAUGCUCCGAGAAUGAGAAAUAACAUUCGAUCAGUGUAUGCAAACGCCGCUAGCACAACGGCUCAUUCUCGUGGCCUUCAGUCUGGACACCAUCUCCGCGCGAAAGGUUCAGCAUACCCCAUUACCUUUGGCCCUGAGAUCGGCGACUUAUUUGACGUUCUCCAAGCUCGAGAUACUUGGCUGAAGGGACGUGAUGUUACAAUUCCCAGCCGCCGGACCUUGUCUGCUGCCAUCAAAGCGCCGAGCUUUUCUCGCAAGUGUAGUGUUGAAACCCGUCAAGAAUCUGGUGCAGAAGACACAAAGACGUUGGAUUCGCUUCCGCUGGGCGAGUCGAUCUCCAGAAAUCAACUCGCGCAAGAGAUCCCGGAAGAAGAUUUGUAUUCAAAAUAUUUGCUCCGUGGCCGCCCAUCACAUUCAAUCAUCAUCGGCCCGCGAGGCAACCAGCGAAAAAUAGCCCUUGAUUAUCUGUCUGCCCUAGACUUUGGCCAAGCAUGGGUGAAGUAUUCAGAGCAAGAGAUUACACAAACUGUCCCCAGUCGAUACCACGAAGGCUGGUUAGUCAAUGUGGGAGACAAAGUUCAAUCUCUGGCUUGGGCUCCCUCUGAUGGUCCGGUCCAGUACCUCGCCGCUGCUGUCCGAUGCUCAUCUACUCAGCGACGUUUGGCUUGCGAGGAAGAGAGAGACCGACCGGCGUUUUAUUCGUCGCCUCCAUAUCCCUCAAGCAUCCAAAUCUGGGCAUUCCACACCAAAUCUACCGAAUACCCGGGAGUACGAAAACUGAGCAUGAACACGGAGCCCUAUCUGAGCAUUGUUUUGGCAACCGAAUGGGGCAACAUCCGUCAACUCAAAUGGUGCCCCGUUGACCGUGUAAGAGGGAUGGGCGACGAACAAGAACAUCCGGGAAAAACAACCACGGACAUCCACGUAUUGGGGGUGAUAUCCAGUGACGGUUGUGCCCGAGUUCUCGCCGUUCCUCUUCCAGCUGGGUCCGGUUCAGUGACCUCUACUUCUCUUCGAAUGGAGCGAGCGGGCAUUAUUCUUCGGCCCCCCCCGGAAACAAUAUUCACAACCCUAGCAUUCAUGUCCCCCACCGAUCUCAUUCUCGGUGCGGGAGAUGGAUCAGUGCACCUUUUUGAUCUGACCGAACAGGCCCACGACGAUGGGACAUGCCGCAGCUACGUGAGGCAUCAACUUCACCAUACGUGUGUGAUCGCUCUUUGCGCAGCCUUACCAAGUCCGUUCUCGACGUUUGUGGCGAGCACUUCUGCCUCCGGCGAUCUGAUGUUGACAGACUUGCGAAACCCCGACCAAGACAGGAUAUCGUUGCCUCGAGCAUGCUUUCCAAAUCGUGACCUCAUUUUCUCUCCUUUUAGCCGCUCAUUCCUCACUGCUCUCGAUCGAGCAGGAAACACCCGCCUCGAAGCAAACUCGGCUACAUUUGUUGUCUGCCACCAUCUCCGUCAGUUUCCCAACAGCUUGAAGGUAGCCAAAUUACCGGACUAUAGCGGGGCGGCAACGGCUCUGGCUGGAUCGCGAUGGCAUCCUUCCAUCGUGGUCGGAAACGCUCGUGGACAAAUUUUCGCAACCAACUAUCUACGCCGGGUUCUUCCCUACAGAAAGAAUGCCCCUCGUCAAGCAGCAAGCGCCUAUCUGCAAAAGAUUUGCGAGUAUGAUUGGCGGGCCUUAGCAGUGGAAGAAGGAGGACAGAAGGAAAAUACUCUGGGGAAGCGGAAAGACAUCGAUCUCUAUCAUGGACAGGAUGCGAAAGCGGGAGUAUCUCGAUUCGACGAAGGGUUCAAACUUGAGAAGAUUGAAGUCGGCAACGUUCCACCCUCGAAAAAGAAAUCACAAAGAAUGGAGGUGGGAGCGACAGAGGCCAUUUUCGAAGAAGAGCAGGCGGUCACCGCCAUUGACUGGAAUCCUAAUGCUCCAUGUGCGGGCCUGGUGGCGAUAGGCUGGGGCAGUGGAAUCUUCAGGGUACAGGAUCUUGCUCAUGAUGCAGAAUGA